Chara braunii is the source of this 2222-nucleotide messenger RNA. Lineage: Eukaryota; Viridiplantae; Streptophyta; Charophyceae; Charales; Characeae. The record is from the annotation of a GenBank genome assembly.
GCGCGGUAAGUGUUGGUGUUUGGCGGUAGGCGGUAAAUAGGGCCUGCGGGGGAAUUAGGUAAGGGGGGGGAGGGGGGAGGGGGAGAGACAUGGGCCGUGUCAGGAGGGGAAAUUGCAGAGGUGGUGACUAGGGUAAAUUGGGGAAUAGGAAAAUAUCAUUCGGGUGAAAAAAAUAAUUGUUUCCAGUUCAGGAAAGGUCUCGGGAGCAGUUUCAUCUGGUUACGCUGCCUGAACGGCAUCGGGACAAGAGGUAGCGAGGAGGAGGAGGAGGAGGAGGAGGAAGGAGAAGCAGAAGAAGGAGCAGGUGUGGGAGGAAGAAAGUAUGGAGGUUGGCGUUUGCACUAGACCUCCGCAGGAGGCUGUCGUUGACACUGGCGGAGGCGGCGCAGUUGGGCCAGCAGCAGCUGCUGAAGCCGGACACACAGAGCGAGAGCAGCGGUGGGCGAAGGUAGGACGAGCCGGACUGGCAGUGGGAGUUGGAGGGGUGGACGAUUUGGGAGAGCAGGGACGUGGUAGGGAAGGUUUCCCUCUCGAGACAUCUCCAGCGGCUAACUGUGCUGGCGCUGGCCCAUUGGAUUGCCGCCAGCACCAUCGGUUCCAAAUUCAGAGUCGGGGCAUCCGAAUCGGCCCUCGUACAGACCUCCGCACACAGCUCGAGAUGGACAAGGACGAUGAGAGUCUGAUGAGAUGGAAACGCAAUUUGCUAGGGCAAGCUGCCGAGAUAACCGAUCAGUCUGUGCUGGAGCCGGAAGUCGAGGUGUUGAGCUUCAAGGUGAUGGUGAAGGGUCGACCGGAUAUUUUGAUUCCUCUUGCAAAAAACGGAACGAAGGCUCCCAAUUUUGUGUUGAAGGAGAAGAGCAUCUAUCGGGUGCAGUUUGAGUUCAUGAUCAGGAAAAACAUCGUUUUGGGUCUUACCUACAUCAACGAUGUAUUCAGGCAUGGAAGACCAGUUGAGGAGACUGAGGAGAUGAUGGGCACCUAUGCUCCACAAGAUACUGCAUAUGUAUUCCUGAGUGAAGAAGAAACCACCCCUUCAGGAUGGUUUGCAAAAGGACAUUACACAGCUCACUGCAGGUUUGUCGAUGAUGAUGGAAGGUGCUAUGCGGACUUCAGCUAUUCCUUUGACAUCAGGAAGGACUGGGACUGACCGACGGAGGACAAAUCUGUCGAGACGUCGAACAUCGCUGCUGCGACUGACUAGUCGUACUGACGGAUCUGGUGGUAGCUAAGGUAUAUAAAAGGCAUGAGUGUAUGCCUUGAUAUGUGAUCUUGGCUGCUUCCCCUGCUGCUGUUGCUAUUGCUGCUGCUGCUAUUGCUUAUAUUCGGGGCUUAGAGCGCCCCCCUUUCUUGCGAAAGGAAAAUUGGAUUGCUCUUGCAAUCGGAGUCGAAAUGCCAUGAUCGUAAUCAUGUUGUAUAGAAAGAGGAUCGUCAAGUGCAAAUCGGCUCGCAGAUAAAAUGGUCGGCAUCUGGAAAGGUAGUUGUUCAAAAUGCUCAAAAUGCUCAAAAUGCUCAAAAUGCUCAAAUCUGAAGUCGUGCAGCAGGCGAUUGAUUGCCGUUACCUUGGAAUGCUCCAUCCUUUUGUCGGGGGCGUUCCUUGGGCGUAUCAUCCAUAGGCAUAACUAGCCAGCAUGACUAUUAUAGGAAAGUGUCUUGCUCUUGGCGGAGUAGUGCCAUGCCAUGAGGACAAUGGCAAAAAUGAGUGGGCACCACUGUGAGGUCAUUUCAGUAGAAGUGCUCACUGUGAAGAAGAGACGAGUGUACACGGUGGGAGGGACGGGGUAGGUGUGUGGAUUGAAUUGUCUGCUUCACGGAAAUGACCACCAGUUGGGGUGGUGAGUUCAUUAUUUUAAGUUGUGCAGUCUGGAUAUUAAGAGAGGGUUUGUUCCUCGACUCGUUCGUGCUUCCCUGGGAGUGAUUGAUUGGGGCUGCUCUUUGCGGGGGAGGGAGGGGCUUAAAUAGGGUUUGCAGGUGGUGAGUUCAUUAUUUGAAGUUGUGCAGUCUGGAUAUUAAGGGAGGGUCUUUUCCUCAACGCGUUUGUUCUUCCCUGGGAGUGAUAGAUUGGGGCUUCUCUUUGCGGGGAGGGAGUGCUGAGAUACCGGUUCCAGUGCUGUUUGUUUAUGCUGGACAAGGACAUACUCACAGUGGGACCUUUUUUGAGUCAAUCUGGCGGUAGUGGGGGUCAGACAUGUCCAACGAUGUCCCAGUUAUGAGUGUGCCCAAGA